AUGAUCGCCGCCGGCACCUCCGCUUUUACUAACAGCUCUACUGCCUCCGACUCAGCAGCUAGCCUCUCCGCUACUUUAAAUACACCUAGGUGUACGAUCAUACUGGCUACAGCUCUUGUUAAAGUGACAAACAACUGGGGCAUGCCUAUACUGUGCAGAGCGUUACUAGACUCUGGGUCACAGCUUAAUUUCGUAUCAGAACGGCUUGCUGUACAAUUAGGCAUUCAUCGUAACUUCUCUCAAACGGAGAUUAGUGGCAUUGGCGACUACAACGUAAGCAUACGGCACUCAAUUUGUACAACUAUCACCUCAAAUACAUCCGCUUAUUCAGCUGAAUUAACAUUUUUGAUAUUGUCCCGCAUUAGUGAACCUCAGCCUGAGUGUAAUGUCAAUAUAUCGCAGUGGAAUCUACUUGCGAAUCUACAGCUUGCAGAUCCGUUGUUUUUUAAGCCUCAAAAAAUUGAUAUGUUGCUAGGUGCAGAAAUUUACGUCGAUUUGCUGAUAAAUGAGCAAUUUCGCUUAGCUGAUCAUUUGCCUAUUUUCCAAAACACAAAGUUGGGAUGGAUAGUCACUGGAAGAUUAUCUGCUAUUAAACACUCAAGCCUGCUAGCUAAUAAAAUAACAACGACAUCAAUUGCGUCAUUAGAACUGCUACUUCGACAAUUUUGGGAGAUUGAGACACAUGCUCAUUCCAACAAAAUUCUCACAGCAGAGGAAAAAUUGUGCGAAGCUCAUUUCUCGUCAACUGUGCAGCGAGCAGAAAAUGGCAGAUUUAUCGUUAGCCUGCCAUUCAAACAGCCACCGUCGGUGUUGGGAGAGUCACUUACGACAGCUAAGCGUCGUUUUUUCGCUCUAGAACGUAAGCUUGCUAAAAAUUCCAGUCUAAAGAAACAAUAUAUACAAUUUAUGAGCGAAUACGAAACUCUCCAUCAUAUGAAGCGCUUGGGGAACUAUGCGGACUUUGUUGCUAAUAAAGAAAUGUAG
This is a messenger RNA of Rhagoletis pomonella (apple maggot), 984 nucleotides long. RefSeq lists its product as uncharacterized. Lineage: Eukaryota; Metazoa; Arthropoda; Insecta; Diptera; Tephritidae. The coding region runs from base 1 to 984 and encodes 327 amino acids. The transcript has a single exon. The record is from RefSeq and is a predicted model, not a curated record.